AUGAAUUAAUUAUAAAUCUCAACUUAAGAAAUUAGCAAAUACAAAGACACAAUCACUUAAUUUCUAAAAGAUAAUAAUCUGUAUGAUUGUUUAGCCCAUCACAACUAAGUAUGAGUGUGAUUAAAUAAAUAGUUGGUCGUAAUGGAUUAGACAUUUACUUGUUGGGAAGUAUUUUACAUCUUUGUUGAGGAAAACAUAGAAGAAACUUUAUUCUGGAAUUCAGAUGUUUCAAAUUAUGAUGGAGUAUUCACACACUCAGAUUUGAUAAAAGUGCUCUUAAAAUUAUACGAAAAUGCAUUUAACAAUAAAUCUUCAUGUAUAAAAUUACAUCUAAUUAAGUACAACAGUCUGGUCCCUUAUUUAAUGUAAUUGAAGAGGAGAGCGAAGACCAAGAAGAAAUUAUUUAGAAGAAAUAAUCUCAGAAGCUACCACCAAGUGAAUUGAACGAUGAUUAAAAACUAAGAUUAAUUUAUGAAAUGAAGACUAUUUCGAUAAAACAGUGGAAUCGCAUUGUGAAAGAUGAUGUAAUUUCUAACUCUUUAUUCAAAUAGUUGUAAUCUUCCGGAUUUGUACAAGGCAGAAACGAUGAAAGAUUAUAUGAUGCUUGUGUUAAAAUUGUGAAGUCUGGCAAUAGUCGACUUUUUGUGAUCGAUCCAGAGACUUUAAUGUUUUAAGGAGUUAUUCAUCAAAAAGAUAUCUUAUCAUUUUUAAUCAAAGGCUUUACCUAAUAUUUAGGAGCAGUAUUAAAAUAAUAAAAUAACAUUCUAUCUUAACAUUAAUUAAGUAUUAAAGCAUUUUUUUCCAAUUAUAAUAUAUCAAAAGAAAUUAUAACUUGUAAAGAAAACGAAACUGUUUAUUAGUAUCUAUUUAAUUUUAAGCAAGAGUAUUUUAUACUAUGA
Messenger RNA from Paramecium octaurelia, 899 nucleotides. Lineage: Eukaryota; Ciliophora; Oligohymenophorea; Peniculida; Parameciidae. The record is from the annotation of a GenBank genome assembly.